CUCGGCGCAUCCCCUCUACUGGACGAAGUGCGACCAUUUUGCAGGGGGGGAGAGGCGAGUGGUGGCGAUUGACGGCGCACAGGAGCCAGAUCUGGGGUGCGGAGCAGCGGCCUGAGUCGCUGGACCCGGGGACUGACGGCCCCCGGGAGGGCGAGCGAGAACGGCGACGACCGGGCUCGGUUAUUUCGUUUCCUUAGGCACCCGUGCCCGCCUCAGGGCCUCCGUUUAACCCGCCAAGAUGUCUAGGCCCGUCAGGAACAGAAAAGUGGUGGACUACUCACAGUUUCAGGAGUCAGAUGAUGCAGAUGAAGAAUAUGGCAGAGAUUCAGCCCCUCCAGCCAAGAAAAUUCGUUCAUCACCAAGGGAAGCAAAAAAUAAGAGGCGGUCUGGAAAGAAUUCUCAGGAGGAUAGUGAAGACUCAGAAAAAGAUAUGAAGACAAAGAGAGAUGAUUCUCACUCAGCAGAUGAAGAUUUUGGCAGUGAGGAUGACUUAGGAGCAGAUGAUGGCAAAGCUGAUAGUGACUAUGAGAGUUCUCAAAAGAACAAAAAAGGAAAAAAAGUGAAACCUGACAAGAACAAAAGAGCAACUUCCAAAUCCAGGAAAAGGGCUGCAGAGGACAGUGAGGAUGAGAAAGAAGAUCCGAAAAAUGUGCGCCAGCAGCGACAGGCAGCAUCUAAAGCUGCUUCCAAGCAGCGAGAAAUGCUCAUGGAUGAUGUGGGCAGUGAGGAGGAAGAUCAGGAAGAGGAGGAGGCAUCGUUUCAGGAAAAAGAGUCUGGCAGCGAUGAAGACUUCCUUGCGGAAGAUGAUGAUGAUAGUGACUAUGGCAGUUCAAAAAAGAAGAACAAAAAAGUGGCUAAGAAAUCCAAACCAGAAAGGAAAGAAAAGAAAAUGCCUAAACCAAGGCUAAAGGCUACAGUUACACCUAGUCCAGUGAAGGGCAAAGGGAAGGGAGGCCGUCCCACAGCUUCAAAGACAUCAAAAGAAAAGACCCCAUCCCCAAAAGAUGAUGAUGAAGAGCCUGAAAGUCCUCCAGUGAAGAAGAAAUCAGUUAGUCCUCCUCCAGACAAAUCUGGGGAUGAAGGGUCUGAAGAUGAAGUCCCCUCUGGUGAAGAUUAAAUGGUGGUGUGGGAGAGAAACUUUUUUUUUUUAGAGAGAGAGAGAAAGAAAGUAAGGAAAAGAGAAUAUACUUAGGGGGUAGAACAUGGUUUUGGUUGUGGCUUGACUCAUGGGCUGUGAAUGCCACCUUUACUUUAGCUGUUUUAAUAGUACAGUACUUUCUUCUUUUUUUUAAGAGAACUUUUACACAAUAAUGAUUUGAUGUCACAGUCUCUACUGGCCAUUCCGUUCUCCCCAACCAAAUUUGAAAGCCAUUUAGAUUUAAAUUAACAGCAUACUAAAGAUAUAUUUUGAAGGCUUACUGCAGUUGUAAAGCAAUAAGGAUGAGGCUGAUACUUGGAAAUCAUAGUUAACUAAUGGUAUAGGUUUUCCAAAGCUGCAGAAAUUCUUCUAAGGCAACUGUUGCUUAAUUGAAUCCAAAACAAAUAUAUUAUUGCACAUUGCAUUCCUUUGACAUAAUUAGUGUAUGAAUUAGUUUGAAAUCCAUCAAGGGUUUUAAGUUCCAAUACUCUGAAUGUUUGGGGUUCCACAGUCUAGUUUUAAUGACCAUUUGGUCUGUUCUAUUUUUCAGUCUUCUGAAAGACCCUACCUGUUCAUGCCGUAGAUACUAUUGCUGCUUAUUGAUAAGGAUAGGAUUCCAGCUGGCAGAACUGCAUUCACUUUUUUCCUGACUCAUUCAUUUUGAAAUGUCCAUCUUUUUAUGCUGCUUUGAAGCUUUGCAUAAAAUGUAAAGCUUUGUUUCAGGGAGAUUUUUGGAAGCUGGAACAACUG
Molecule: messenger RNA, 1888 nt
Organism: Lacerta agilis (Sand lizard)
Lineage: Eukaryota; Metazoa; Chordata; Lepidosauria; Squamata; Lacertidae
Gene: NUCKS1
Product: nuclear casein kinase and cyclin dependent kinase substrate 1
Exons: 8
Coding region: 239-1117 (292 amino acids)
Biological process (GO): interstrand cross-link repair; double-strand break repair via homologous recombination
Cellular component (GO): cytoplasm
Molecular function (GO): double-stranded DNA binding; single-stranded DNA binding
Source: RefSeq, a predicted model, not a curated record